This is a messenger RNA of Pristis pectinata (smalltooth sawfish), 516 nucleotides long. Its product is annotated as cytochrome c oxidase subunit 6B1-like. The transcript has 4 exons. The record is from RefSeq and is a predicted model, not a curated record. Lineage: Eukaryota; Metazoa; Chordata; Chondrichthyes; Rhinopristiformes; Pristidae. Gene Ontology annotation, cellular component: respiratory chain complex IV; mitochondrion. The coding region runs from base 172 to 432 and encodes 86 amino acids.
CUCAUUCCUCCAUCCUCAUCCCUCUACCACCCUCCUCCUCCCCCCUCCCUGUGCUGUUGCCCUGCCCACCAAGCUCCGCCAUGCCGCAUUGCCGACGGCGCACGGCGCUGUUUGUCGGUCAGCAGCGGUGAGGAAGUGAAGGCGCACCGUUGUACUUGAGCCGGCCGCACCAUGGCAGAGACCAUCCAGGACAAGCUGAAGAAGUAUAAGACUGCUCCUUUUGAUGCUAGGUUUCCUAAUCAAAACCAAACCAGGAACUGCUUCCAAAAUUACCUAGAUUUCCAUCGUUGUACCAAAACACUGACUGCAAAAGGUGUUGAUGUUUCUCCCUGUGAAUGGUACCAGAGGGUAUUCAAGUCAAUCUGCCCAAUUUCAUGGAUAAAGAAAUGGAAUGAUCAGUUGGAACAAGGCACGUUUCCCGGAAAAAUCUAAGCAAUUAUUGCAGCCAGGUUAAAAUCUUGCAAUGUUUGCAAAACUUGCAUCUUACACCAAAUAAAUUCCUGAAAGUUGAACUUA